ACGAGUUUCCGCGUUCGGACGGAAAACCCUCCAAGAGGGAGGAGGAACAAAAUAAACCAAAAAAAAAAAAAAAAGCGCGGAAUAAUCCGACAGCCUUUCUUUGUUGGGAAAGAAAACCCAGAAGGAGGCUGAUUUUCUGUUUGUUUGUUUGUUUGUUUGUUUGUUUGCCCCACGCCCGGGGGUGUCCACAGCGCUCGCGGAAAGACAGAAGCGCGCGUGCGAGGGAGUGAGGAGAGAGAGCGCGCGCGUGCUAAAGGCUGAACAGUCGCGGAAAAGGCUUGCCGCCGUCUCGCGCGCGCGCCUCUCUCUCUCUCUCUCUCUCUCUCUCUCUUUUUCUUUCUUUCUGUGUGUGUGUAUAUAUAAUAUAUGUGUGUGUGUGUGUAUGUGCAUGCGCGCUUGUGUAUGUGUGUGGUUUUUUUUUUGUCCUCGCUCGUGAAGAGGAAGGAGGGAAGGAAGGAAGGAGGGAGGGUUAAAGUGAACGGCAGCUGCGGUUUGCGCGCCUGGCUUCGUGCUUUUCAGCAUGUCGGAGGUGCUGCCAUACAGCGAGGAGAAAAUGGCUCAUUACGGGAACGACGGCGACGAUGAGGAUCACCUCUCGUUCACCUGUCGCCUGCAGGACACCAACAACUUCUUCAGCGGCAACCAGAACAAGCGACCACCCAAGCUUGGCCAGAUUGGGAGAAGCAAACGAGUCGAGGAAGAUGGUGAAACCGAGGCGCUGGAGAAAACGGCGGACAAGUCGUCUUCGUCUGCGUGAGCGGAUUCCAAAGACACUUGACCUUUGAUGUGUGUACCCAAAGACAUUGUAAAGAAGCACCCUGUCUCCCAUCCGGCAACCAAGCACGUCACACUCUCUUGCUCUCCGAUACCCUCUUUCCAUCAAACAGGGAUGGCUGGUGGACAAUGCGACGGGCAUGCAUGGGAAUCUGGACGAAAGGGGCCCAGGAAUGGGAAGGGACUACUGUGUUUUCCAAACUUCAUUCGAGCUAUGUGCAAUGAGGGGGGCAUUGCCUGGUUAACCGAGGCCGGCCCGUCCUAUACCAGGAUAAUAAUGAAGCAAUUAGAGUGACUGAGCAAAUUGUACCAUUAACAUCGAACCAGUAGCCGAUCAUCUUCCCCAAGCUGUAGUUCGAGGCUUAGCUGGCUGAUGAUGUUAAUGGUAAAAUAGCAAUGUCAACUUCUCUUCCACGGUGAAUUUCAAAACGAGAUUCACUAUGAUGUAUUUAAGAUAAAAGGCUAUUUAUUAAAUCUUUGGAUACCUUUUUUGCAGUGUUGGAGGUCUGAGCAAAUUUUAUAGAGAAUGACAGGAAAAUGGCGAUUUUCCUUUUUUUUUCGUUGCCGUUUUGGAUGUAGCUUGACUAAGGGAUUACCAUGGUCUACCCCUAAAAUACCCUCCCUCCCUCCCUCCUCUCCCACCCCAAACCCAACCUCCUUUCUUGCUGUUUCAUGCAUUUGAUGUUUCUAAGCUGACAAGGGUUAGAUCAGGUAUAUCAAGUUUAAAAAAAAAAAAAAAAGCCUAACUGUCGCAUUAUGAUCAUUAUUGUACUACAUAUUUACCGUAGAUGUGCCAAAUAAUCAUGACAGAAAUAUGUAUUUCUGUGCUCUCUUCACAUGCACAGUUUUAUUAAUAUUCGUUGUUCAUGUUUACAGGGCUUUUUUUCAUACUAGUGAUGUACUUUAGUCAUGCAUGACGAACCUGACGACCUCAAGAGAAUCUUAUAUAACAGCUAAUGUUGUGUUGAUUUCACAGAAAAAAAAGUUUCUACGGGAAUAUCUGUAAUAUUAAAGAUUUUGAGAAAUGGAA
Neoarius graeffei (lesser salmon catfish) is the source of this 1804-nucleotide messenger RNA. It is a transcript of the gene camk2n1, whose product is annotated as calcium/calmodulin dependent protein kinase II inhibitor 1. NCBI's taxonomy places the organism in Eukaryota, Metazoa, Chordata, Actinopteri, Siluriformes, Ariidae. Gene Ontology annotation, biological process: negative regulation of protein kinase activity. The coding region runs from base 521 to 757 and encodes 78 amino acids. The transcript has 2 exons. The record is from RefSeq and is a predicted model, not a curated record. Gene Ontology annotation, molecular function: protein kinase binding; calcium-dependent protein kinase inhibitor activity.